Molecule: messenger RNA, 2526 nt
Organism: Neolamprologus brichardi
Lineage: Eukaryota; Metazoa; Chordata; Actinopteri; Cichliformes; Cichlidae
Source: RefSeq, a predicted model, not a curated record
UUCUUGUACCCUGUCACAGGUAGUGAAAUGGUGGAGGCCGAGCUGAGAGGUAUCCAGAUUGUUACAUCACCCUAUACGAUCCACUUUAAAAGAACUCCAAAAUAUUUCACGCCAGGAAUGUCCUUCGAUGUUGUGGUUGAAGUUUUAAAUCCUGAUGAAACACCAGCAGAAAACGUUCCAGUAGUGAUUAAUCCUGGGGCAGUCAGGGGAUUCACUGCAGCUAACGGCAUGGCUUGGCUCACCAUCAAUACAGAAGGAAAUGCAGCUGAGCUGAGAAUAACUGCAAUGACCGAUGACAACAUUCUUACACCUGAUAAACAAGCAAGAGCAGAGAUGACAGCAAGACCGUACCAGAGCAAGACCAGAACUUUUAUCCGCAUAGGUGUGGAUGCAGCUGAGCUCAAAAUAUCAGACAAUCUAAAAAUCAACCUCAAUCUCAACCAGCAGCCAAAUCAAAAUCAUGAUAUCACAUAUCUGAUCCAGAGCAGAGGUCAGCUAGUGAAACAUGGCCGUUAUAAGACAAGAGGCCAAGUACUGAUUUCCCUGAUACAACCAAUCACCAAAGAAAUGCUGCCAUCGUUCCGCAUCAUAGCCUACUAUCAUACAAGUUCAAAUGAAGUGGUAUCAGACUCUGUUUGGGUGGAUGUAAAAGACACCUGCAUGGGCACUGUAAGAGACUCAAGAGCUGUGAAAGAGGUGUGGGACAUAAUAGAGAAGUAUGACACAGGCUGCACACCUGGUGGAGGAAAGGACAAUAUGGGUGUCUUCUUUGAUGCUGGGCUAUUGUUUGAGUCCAACACUGAUGCAAAGACCCAUUAUAGACAAGAAAUUAAAUGCCAGCCUGCGAACAGAAAGAAACGCAACGCUGCUGUAAUGGAUGUCAGAAGCAGCUUAUUAAAAAAUUAUACAGACCCAGUAGAAUCUGAGUGUUGUCUGGAUGGCAUGAAGGAAACCCCCCUUUCAUACACCUGUGAGGUCCGCAGCGAGUACGUUGUUGAUGGUCAAGGCUGCCGUGAUGCUUUCCUGCGCUGUUGCAAGGCAGUGGAAACUCUUCGAGCAGAGAAGAGGGAGGAAGACCUCAAACUGGCUCGCAGUAAGAGAUGGAAACAAAAUGGGAAGGGUGUCCGUGGAGAGCAGAUAGAAAUUAAAGCAAUCCUCCACAACUACAGCCCUGAUCGUAUCACUGUACGCGUCGAUUUGACUGAGGAGGAGCAUGUGUGCAGUUCAGCUUCCAAACGUGGUAGGUAUCGCCAGGAGGUCACUGUUGGGCCAGAGACCACACAGUCUGUAUCUUUUGUCAUUAUUCCAAUGAAGGAGGGAGAACGGCGCAUUGAGGUUAAAGCAGCUGUUAAGGACUCAUAUCUCAAUGAUGAAGUUAUGAAGAUGUUGCGGGUGGUGCCUGAGGGCGUACUGGUUAAACAUUCAAAGAUCGUAACUUUAGAUCCUGUUAAGAAAGGAGAAAAUGGUGUACAGAACGAAGUUCUUAACAGUGGAAUUCAAAGGAAAGAUUUGGUUCCAAACACACCUACUAGCACACAGAUCUCUGUGACAGGGAGAGAACAAGUAUAUCAGCUGGUGGAUAAUGCCAUUGGCGGCAACUCAAUGGGUACUCUAAUCAGACAACCCUCGGGCUGUGGAGAGCAGAACAUGAUCUCAAUGACCCUGCCUGUUAUUGCAGCCUUGUAUUUGGACAAAACCGACCAAUGGGAAACUGUGGGCUUUGAGAAACGUAAUGAAGCUCUCCAACAUAUAAAAACUGGUUACACAAAUGAGUUGGCCUUCCGUAAAAAUGAUGGAUCUUUUGCUGCAUUUGUUUCUCGCCCAGCUAGCACCUGGCUGACUGCCUAUGUUGCCAAGGUGUUUGCAAUGGCCCAUCAUCUGGUUGCAAUACAAGAUAAUGUGAUCUGUGAUGCUGUCAAGUACCUUAUUCUCAGAGGACAACAACCUGAUGGUGUUUUCAAAGAAUUUGCACCUGUAUUGCAGUCAACAAUGAAUGGUGAUGUGGCCGGCUUAGAGUCAGACGCCUCCAUGACAGCUUUCUGCCUCAUUGCAAUGCAAGAGUCACGCUCAAUAUGUUCCGACACUGUCAAUGUGAGUAUUUCACCUGCAAACAUUGUUGUUACAAAGUAUCUAAAAUGUCUGUCAGAGCUAUCUCACUGGCCUGUACCUAAAGGGGGCAUUUACACUUUGGAAACCACAGCUUAUGCUCUUCUUGCUCUUGUCAAGACUCAGAACUUUGAAGAUGCCAGACCUGUUGUGAGAUGGUUCAACACACAACGGAAGAUGGGCGGAGGCUAUGGAUCAACUCAGGCUACUAUAAUGGUCUAUCAAGCUGUAGCAGAGUACUGGAUCAACGCUAACGAACCUCAGUAUGAUCUGAAUGUGGACAUCAAGUUGCCAGGAAGGUCGGCACCUGAAAAGUACAAUUUCAAUCAGAACAACCACUAUGCCACAAGAACGUCUAAGGUGAGAAGAAGCAACACAAACACAGUCACCAUGUAGCACAAUUUGUCAGUCUGAAAACAU